This is a messenger RNA of Oikopleura dioica, 696 nucleotides long. NCBI's taxonomy places the organism in Eukaryota, Metazoa, Chordata, Appendicularia, Copelata, Oikopleuridae. The record is from the annotation of a GenBank genome assembly.
AUGCAACUUGAAAAUAUCAUGAGUUCGACCGACAACUACGACAAAACCCUCGGUCUCAUUUUUGUCCUCCUCGCCUUUAUCGUCAUCAUGACAAUCUUCGUCGCCGCUUUCUUUCUCUACGCAAGACUUUGCCUUGGCUUCGGCGUGGAAAGAGGCUACCCGAUCAAAGACGACGACUUCUCCUUCUUCAAAGGCCGCGUUCCCACCUUCGCCGGCCCGAAUCAAACAUUUUCGAAGAGUUUCACCUACCACAUCGCCUCUUCUCCGAUUCCUCCCAGCCCCGCUCGAGUCAAGCUCCUGAAUCUGCUCUCCGAAGCCCAACCAAUUUCGACCCCGAAGCUCUGGCUCAACACAAGCAACAGAAACGACAACGCUUAUGCUGUCAACAUUCCAACCAUCAACCCUAACGAGAUCGUCCACGACAUGGAAUUCUUCGAAAUCGAUUCCGAAACUUCCAGCGUUUCUAUGUCCAGCACUCAGUCCGGCGUCAACUGGUUCCACGCGAUCAAGGACAAAAUCAGCCAAAAUCAACAGUACAAAAAAUGCAGUGAAAGCGAAACUUCCGAUAGCUACGACGAGAUCGAAGAAUACACCCCGCGCAAAACAACAAAAAGAAGAAUCGAAUAUACGAAGACAAUCGGGCGAAUUCGCAGACAGCUGACGAAGGAAUUUGACUUUACCAUUUCUACCCUGUAA